AGAAAAUUAGAAACGGAAAAACUAAAAUAAAGAGAGCAGCGCUCGAGAACGAAACCCCGUUCGAUCGCCACCGUCAAGAUCCUCCUUCCGGAGAGAGACAGAGAGUGAGGCAUGAGCGACCCGAUCUCCAGAACGGCGAUACUUCCGGUGGAGACCCGACCGACGGGCGGUGGAGGUGCCACCGCCACCACGACCACAACGACGACCACUACCACCACGAACACGACGGCCACAUCUGCACCGUCGACGUCGAACGGGCAGAGGGAGUAUAGGAAAGGGAACUGGACGCUGCAGGAGACGAUGAUCCUGAUCACGGCGAAGAAGAUGGACGACGAACGUCGGAUGAGGGGAGGGGAUAGGGAGAGGAACAAGACGGCGGAGCUCCGGUGGAAGUGGGUCGAGAACUACUGCUGGAGCAGCGGCUGUAUGCGGAGCCAGAACCAGUGCAACGACAAGUGGGACAACCUCCUCAGGGACUACAAGAAGGUGAGGGAGUACGAGAGCCGGCCGAUCGCCGGCCGCCCGUCCUAUUGGGAGAUGGAGAAGCACGACCGGAAGGAGAGGAACCUUCCCUCCAAUCUCGCUCGGGAGGUAUUCGAGGCCCUACACGAGGUCGUCAACCGGCGGUUCCCCCCCAGGCUAGUGGCGCCGCCUGCCACCUACCAACAACAGCAGCACCCUUUGGGCGUUGGUGGUGCUGCUGCACCUCCUCCUCCACCACCGCCGCUUCCUCCUCCUCCUCCUCCUCCGCCUCUUUCCCAGCUUCCUCAGCCUCCGCCGGCGGAGCCACCAUCACCUCCGCAUCCACACAUCUCAGCGGAAGAGACGACGGAUUCAUCGGAGACAGAAGGCAGCUUGGAGGUGAAGAGAAGGAAAACCAAAGGCCUUGGGUCCAGCAUCGUCGAGAGCGCGUCGGUGUUGUCGAGAGCGCUGCUUGCCUGCGAAGAGAAGAAGGACAAGAGGCACCGAGCGUUUCUCGAUAUGGAGGAGAGGAAGCUGCACAUGGAGGAGAGCAGGACGGAGAUGAACAGGCAGGGAUUCGCGGGUCUCAUCUCCGCCGUCAACAACCUUUCUAGUGCGAUUCACUCCAUGGCCUCCGAAAGAAACGGCGGCAGCAGAUGAACAAGAUCUGCUGCUGUGAUGAUGGGUGGUGCUCUUCCUUGUUUCUUGUAGGAGAGUAUCACUGUCAUCAUUUAGUUGCUGACUGUAAGAAAAUUUUCUUUUCUUCGCAUUUUUUCCUUCUUUUUCUUAAUGUAGUGAUCAUUCAAUUAUGAUCUCUUGUUGAAGGCUUUCAACUGUAUGUAUUCUUACCAAAUGAAAGUCUUUGAUUCUUUCGAGAGAUCGAAAAUUAGUGGGAAGAAAAAAAAAAGGAUGUUUCGGAUUAA
Molecule: messenger RNA, 1385 nt
Organism: Nymphaea colorata (pocket water lily)
Lineage: Eukaryota; Viridiplantae; Streptophyta; Magnoliopsida; Nymphaeales; Nymphaeaceae
Product: trihelix transcription factor ASR3-like
Exons: 2
Coding region: 112-1122 (336 amino acids)
Source: RefSeq, a predicted model, not a curated record